AAAAAAAAAAAAAAGCUCAUUGAUUUCACAAACAAACAAAAAAAAAAAAAAAAAUCUCUCUCUACAAUGGCUCUGUUUACUUCAACCUCAGCUACUCCACUCUCCCCAUUCCUAUAUACCAAUCGUCCUCCAAGAAAUCACAAACGUUUUCCCCCUUCAUUUGCUUCAAUAAUCUCAUCAUCAUCUCCUGAAUCAUCAGCACCAUCAUCUUCAUCCCCAAAAGAAACUAUUAAUGUUUCCUCAAAACCUCCAUCAAAACCCUUUGUUGAAUCCGAUAGACACAGAGAGAAGGGAUUCAAUUACGCUCUAGCAAACCCUAGUGGCAACCCGGCUGCUCGGUUUUUCCGGGCCACUGAAUCUUCCAUUGAAAGGGUGAUAUUUGACUUCCGCUUUUUGGCACUUCUGGCUGUUGGGGGCUCAUUGGCUGGUUCCUUGCUGUGCUUUUUAAAUGGUUGUGUCUACAUUGUUGAUGCCUAUAAAGUUUACUGGGGUAGUUGUGUCAAAGGAAUCCACACAGGAAAGAUGGUUCUACGACUAGUUGAAGCUAUUGAUGUGUAUCUUGCUGGAACUGUCAUGUUAAUAUUUGGUAUGGGCUUAUAUGGAUUAUUUAUCAGUAAUGUGCCUUACGAUGUACCUUCCACGAGUGACCGCGCACUCAAAGGGUCUUCCUUAUUUGGAAUGUUCGCUUUGAAGGAGAGGCCUAAAUGGAUGAAAAUCAGCUCACUUGAUGAACUAAAGACGAAAGUGGGGCAUGUUAUCGUCAUGAUUCUUCUGGUAAAGAUGUUUGAGAGGAGCAAGAUGGUGACAAUAGCCACUGGUUUGGAUCUACUUAGCUAUUCCGUAUGUAUUUUCUUAUCUUCUGCUUCCUUGUACAUACUUCAUAAUCUUCACAAGUCGGAUUAAAAUUGUCCAUAAGAAGCAGUAUAAUGCCAGAAUUUUUGUUGCCAAACAAUGUUAACAUUAGUUUACAGCUUCAAUACAGCUGAAUGUUCAUGUACCAGGAAGUCACUUGUUUUUUGAGGUCA
Molecule: messenger RNA, 1025 nt
Organism: Cornus florida
Lineage: Eukaryota; Viridiplantae; Streptophyta; Magnoliopsida; Cornales; Cornaceae
Exons: 5
Coding region: 67-903 (278 amino acids)
Source: RefSeq, a predicted model, not a curated record